AUUGUUAUUUAAUGGGGAACCCCAAAUAUUCUCAGAGAGUCUACUUCUAAAUAGUUUGGUGUGAGCUCUAACCAUCUCCCAAUCUUUAUUCCAACAGGAUCUGAAUGGAAAAGUGUAACAGAGGGGCAACUAUGUGGGAAUUUCUCUGAAGAAACUGAGCAGGAACUCUUUGAAGAGAAAGUCUGGAACCGAAUUCAACCCUCACACCAAGAAGGAAGCCAACAAGAAGAAUGGAUCGAUAAACCCCUUCCUUGUUCCAUUGGAGAGUUCCAUCAAAUCUCACUGCAGCAAAAAAAAAAAAAAAAAAAACCAGGAAGGAGAGGAAAGAAAUGGAUGUCUCAGUGAUCCCUGGGAAAUAUCUGCCGAGAUUGAAUCCCAGAAAAGUAUUUUGGGGAAGAACACCAGAGACAGGGAAAUACUUUAUAAAGAAGAGAGUUCAUAUGCAUUUCUGGAAAACCAAGAGAAGUUUCUAGUUCCUUUAUUCCUCCAUCGUAUCAGGCUGUCCAUGCUGAUGGACAACAUCAACCCUCCGAUUUCAGCAAAAGCUUUCAUGGUCCAUCCAACCUGCUGACACCGCCGAGAAUCCCUAAAGUGGAGAAGUUGUAUAAAUGCUUGGAAUGCGGGAAGUCCUUCAGUCGCAGCGCCCAUCUGAUGUCCCACCAGAUCAUCCACACCGGAGAAAAGCCGUAUACGUGUUUAGAGUGUGGGAAGAGCUUGAUUCAGAGCGCCCACCUCGCCUCCCAUCAAAUUAUCCACACAGGGGAGAAGCCGUACCAGUGCUCGGAAUGCGGGAAAAGUUUCAACAAGAGCACCAACUUCGUGAGGCAUCAGAAGAUCCACAAAGGAGAGAAGCCGCAUCAGUGCGCCGAUUGCAACAAGACUUUUUCUGACAAACCGAGUCUCAUUCAGCACCAAAGGGUUCACAUGGGGGAGAGGCCAUACAAAUGUUACGAGUGUGGGAAGAGUUUCAGUCAUAGGGGCAGCCUCAAUGCGCAUCAGCGGAUGCACACGGGGGAGAAGCCGUACGGCUGCAAGGACUGUGGGAAGAGCUUUCGGGAUCAGUCCAGCCUUAUUAGACAUAAGAGAACCCACACCGGGGAGAAACCCUACACCUGCUCCGAGUGUGGGAAAAGCUUCAGCCAGAGCACAAACCUGACUUUGCAUCAAAGGGUGCACACCGACGGGAAGCUUCCAGAAGAGUCUCCCCAAAUACUUAACACAGGGAUGGCCAUGUUAGUCUUUCCACCAAAUCCUGCCAUCUUGCAACAGGUGUGGCAACCAGAGAAGACACAAGAGAAUGCCAGAGUAGCUUCCAAAGGAUCCCACGAAAGGCUGUGCCACUUCAUUGCCCGGCAAAGUGACACUGUGAUCGCAUGCAUCGGAUACCCCUUGGCGCCAGAGCACCCCUAUCCAGCUCAACAACUCAGCUGCUACACUGCCCUAUCACAUUUUCUGAAGAAUGCGCAGGACUACGGGGUGGACCCGAAACGGAUCGUGCUGGCUGGCGACAGCAGCGGAGGCACACUUGUUGCCAGCACUGCUCAGCAACUUCUGAUGACAAAGGACCUGCCACAGCCCCGGGCCCACAUACUAAUCUAUCCUUUCCUACAAGGCCUGGAUUUAAAUUUACCUUCUUACCAGCAAAACCAGUUUAUUCCCCUCUUAGUCAAGAAAGAGGCUGUUCGUCUUGCCACAGUUUAUCUGUCGGGAACUGAUGCCGGGGUCAAUGAAAUUAUGGCCAAUGCUCAUGUCCCGCAGGAACUCAUGGCAAAGUAUCAGAAAUGGAUCAGUGCGGAACAUAUUCCGGAGGAAUUUAAAGGCCGGGGUUACGUGCCGUUUGUACCUGGUCCGUUUUCAGAAGAUCUUUUCCAAAAAUACAAAACAGUUUUCGACCCCAUAUUUUCCCCACUCCUGGCGGAAGAUGCCGUCAUCCAGCAGUUUCCAGAGACUUUCCUCUUAACCUGCGAAUAUGACAUUUUCCGAGAUGAUGGCUUGCUCUAUAAGAAGAGGCUGGAAGACAAUGGUGUCCCUGUCACCUGGCUUCACCUCAAGGACGGAUUCCAUGGGAUCACCUCGCUGAUAGAUAUGGGAUCUGGAUCUGAAGAGGUUAUACCCUAUAAUUUCAUUCAUCUGUCCUGCUUAACUGACCUGAAGAUGGUCCACCAACCCUUUGAAGAGACACAUCCUUGCCCUCUCCAGCUCGUUCAUAGCCCACCACUCAGAAGAGAGUUCAUAUGCAUUUCUGGAAAACCAAGAGAAGUUUCUAGUUCCUUUAUUCCUCCAUCGUAUCAGGCUGUCCAUGCUGAUGGACAACAUCAACCCUCCGAUUUCAGCAAAAGCUUUCAUGGUCCAUCCAACCUGCUGACACCGCCGAGAAUCCCUAAAGUGGAGAAGUUGUAUAAAUGCUUGGAAUGCGGGAAGUCCUUCAGUCGCAGCGCCCAUCUGAUGUCCCACCAGAUCAUCCACACCGGAGAAAAGCCGUAUACGUGUUUAGAGUGUGGGAAGAGCUUCGUUCAGAGCGCCCACCUCACCUCCCAUCAAAUUAUCCACACAGGGGAGAAGCCGUACCAGUGCUCGGAAUGCGGGAAAAGUUUCAACAAGAGCACCAACUUCGUGAGGCAUCAGAAGAUCCACAAAGGAGAGAAGCCGCAUCAGUGCGCCGAUUGCAACAAGACUUUUUCUGACAAACCGAGUCUCAUUCAGCACCAAAGGGUUCACACGGGGGAGAGGCCAUACAAAUGUUACGAGUGUGGGAAGAGUUUCAGUCAUAGGGGCAGCCUCAAUGCGCAUCAGCGGAUGCACACGGGGGAGAAGCCGUACGGCUGCAAGGACUGUGGGAAGAGCUUUCGGGAUCAGUCCAGCCUUAUUAGACAUAAGAGAACCCACACCGGGGAGAAACCCUACACCUGCUCCGAGUGUGGGAAAAGCUUCAGCCAGAGCACAAACCUGACUUUGCAUCAAAGGGUGCACACCGACGGGAAGCUUCCAGAAGAGUCUCCCCAAAUACUUAACAAACUUUUGCGCUCUCCUCCUCCCUAUAGUCAGGACAGUGUGGAGAAGUUGUAUAAAUGCUUGGAAUGCGGGAAGUCCUUCAGUCGCAGCGCCCAUCUGACGUCCCACGAGAUCAUCCACACUGGAGAAAAGCCAUAUACAUGUUUAGAGUGUGGGAAGAGCUUCUGCGGGAAAAGUUUCAACAAGAGCACCAACUUUGUGAGGCAUCAGAAGAUCCACAAAGGAGAGAAGCCGCAUCAGUGCGCCGAUUGCAACAAGACUUUUUCCGACAAACCGAGUCUCAUUCAGCACCAAAGGGUUCACACGGGGGAGAGGCCCUACAAAUGCUACGAGUGCGGGAAGAGCUUCAGUCACAGGGGCUGCCUCAAUGCGCAUCAGCGAAUGCACAUGGAGGAGAAGCCGUACGGCUGCACGGACUGUGGGAAGAGCUUUCGGGUUCAGUCCAGCCUUAUUAGACAUAAGAGAACCCACACUGGGGAGAAGCCCUACACCUGCUCCGAGUGUGGGAAAAGCUUCACCCAGAGCACAAACCUGACUUUGCAUCAAAGGGUGCACACUGACGGGAAGCUUCCAGAAGAGUCUCCCCAAAUGCUUAACACGGGGAUGGCCGUGUUAGUCUUUCCACCAAAUCCUGCAAAUGGUUUAGUGGCGCUUGAAAGCUAACAUUUAGUGGUACUUGGCUCAAUAGUACUAACUGUGAGAGGGAUUGUCCUAGUUGACAAUCAUUUAAAUAUGAGCAAGCAGUGUGCU
This is a messenger RNA of Crotalus tigris (Tiger rattlesnake), 3762 nucleotides long. RefSeq names its product zinc finger protein 160-like. Gene Ontology annotation, molecular function: hydrolase activity; RNA polymerase II cis-regulatory region sequence-specific DNA binding; DNA-binding transcription activator activity, RNA polymerase II-specific. Lineage: Eukaryota; Metazoa; Chordata; Lepidosauria; Squamata; Viperidae. Bases 652 to 3675 code for a protein of 1007 amino acids. The record is from RefSeq and is a predicted model, not a curated record. Gene Ontology annotation, biological process: regulation of transcription by RNA polymerase II. The transcript is spliced from 9 exons. Gene Ontology annotation, cellular component: nucleus.